UUAUUCUGAUUGUUCACGAGAACAACUUUUUGUUCGAAAGAGCUAGGUUGAUUUAUAGAGAAAAUUUUCCAUGUAUUGAUACGCGGCUUUAUUCACAAGUAUCCAUUGGUACAAAAUAUUCUUGAGCUCGCUCAAUUUUUUGCAGUAAAAAAAAGAAAGAGAGAAAAGAUGGAAAGAUGGAAAGAAAAGAAAGGUUUCUUGAGGAUACUGCUAAUUGAUAAGACGACGUUAACCAGUGACAGAGAAGCAAAACGAGAAUACAGAACAGAGGUCACUUGAAGACGAGUUUGAAAAACAAUUCUUUUUUUAAAUUUAUAAAUGCUCACAUUAGAAGUGAAACGAGACAUUUAUAUAUAGGUGAAAGAAAAAGUCCGCACGAACAACAAUCCACCCAUCUCACUGGCAACCACGUCCACCGCUGAUGCGAAUGCAAAUUUGGCAUCGAAAGGUGACAUUGUGAUCAAAAGCUUUCUCAGUAAAUGUGGUGUGGCAUCUGGUAAUGGCCAAAUUGGUACCCGCAAAGCGCUAACGAUUGAACAAGAACUAGCCAAAUUAUCUUCGAUUCCAAAGGAUGAAUUUGAAUUCAAUUCAUUUUGGGAAGAGCACAGCAAAACACUACCCAAACUGGCAGCACUCGUUAGUAAAUAUCUCUGUAUAUCUGCAAGCAGUAUACCAACAAAAAAGACACGAAGAAUAAACGGUGUACUAGCCAGGUCAGCUAAACGAGUAGCCUUAACACGAAGUUCGGAUCCAUUGAUGUUUUGGCCUCAACCGAAUGAUCGAUUUGAUGAUGAUUUUUUAAAUUCAUUAGAUAAUAAUCUAAAUGAACCGAAGCAACAACAGAAUGCACAAACGAUAUUGGUUGAAGGAAGUCAAAUUGAUCAGGAAUUAGAACAGGACUAUGAAGAUGAAAGUCAAAGAAUUAUAGAAGAUCUUCUCUCUCAACUUCCAAAUGCAAAUUCUUCAACAGUUGAUGCAGUUAAUACUUUGGAAACAGCUGAACCACAAGAUCCUAGUCUCUAUUCAUGUAAUGAGUCUAAAUCACAAAUCUAUUUUGAUAUAAAACCAACAUCGAACGAUGAUAUAAAACCGACAAUGUAUGAUGAUGUAAUUCUAAUUGAACAACCUCGCCAAUCUACUUCUCUAAAAUCGUCUAUCAAUGAAAAACAUGACGGAGAUAACAAUGAAACUCUAUCAAAACUUCUCAAUAUAUUAUUCUCUCUACACUUUCAAACACAAGAGAAGUUAUUAUCAUUGUUUCUCGCUAUUUCAACCAAAGUAUCACAGCAAGAGCCGUUGAAUUUGAAAAGAAUCAUACAAAUACUAUUACAACUAUCGCCGACAUCGGCUUCUAGCUCAAAACCAACAGCAGUCAGGUCACCAUCGUCGUCUGCUACUGUCUUCAAUGCAGCUUCGACUGCUUCCUCGACUAUUCGAAAAUUAUAUUCUAAAAAUUUAUCUCAAACUACAUCAUCAUCGGCAUCAACCACAGCAGCAGCAAGGAAUCCUCCAAAGUGCCCUUUACUUCUUAAUGAUUUAAACAGAAAGGCACCGCAGAACGACGACGAUUAUGAAGAAGACCUUGAUAUUGACAGUUUUGAUCGUGCAAGUGAUAAGAAAAGAAAACGAUGUCCAUCUGCUAGAGCUGAUUCAUUAAUAUCUCGUGUUGAGAAUGUUAUUUUACCGAUGGAACAGUAUGUUCAAAAGAAAAUUAUUCCCUUUAUUAAUUUAGAAUAA
Didymodactylos carnosus is the source of this 1737-nucleotide messenger RNA. The record is from the annotation of a GenBank genome assembly. Lineage: Eukaryota; Metazoa; Rotifera; Eurotatoria; Philodinida; Philodinidae.